CGGAAUCUUAUUUUGUAUGCAAAACAGCAUCGUCAACGAUGAUAGCGCAACAGUGAUUAUUGUUACCUGUGUAUUUCUUCGGAAACGGAGUUACUCGCGAUUUUCCUAAGGUCGCGCAAUUGAGUUUUCCGCGGGAAAACAAUGUCUGGAUAUCGAAGAGUGAAUUACUACGAACUGUGCAGAUUGUGUACCAGCAGCGAAGGAACCAAAAUGAACAUUUUCCGAGAAGAAGGCCGUAGACUGCAUCUUCAUUCAAAAAUUCAAACAUAUUUACCUGUACAGGUUUUAGAAGAGGAUUCAUUACCAAAAAUUGUUUGCCAUGAAUGUGUGAAAAAAUUAGAAAACUUUAUUGAAUUUAGAGAAACAGUUAUAAGUGCAGAGAGUAUGCUAGAAUCAUAUUUUACUUCACUGCGAUUCUCUGAAGAUUUCUUAAAAGAAGGUAAGGUUUAUGUGAAAAGCACAGAAAAAGAUAGACCUGUAACACCUGAGAGUGAAGUACUAAAGACAAUAGAAAAAAUAGCACCUACUACAGGAAAUCAAAUAGUGAACAAUGAUCAACAAAUGCAACAUCAACAACCUGUUGUCGUUAGUAACAUAAAUGCUUCUAAUAUUCAAAUUAUCAGUGGAGUUCAAGCAAGAGUUCAACAAUAUAAAUGUGCCAUGCAGAUGCAACCAGGAGGUAUGGCAGCUGCUGUUGUAGAAGCAACAGCAGAAACACAUUAUAGUUAUCAACAACAAACUUCGCAGCAAGUAUCACCUCAACAAUCAAAUGAAGCACAAAAUCAAAUUAAUGAUCAACAGAGUCCAACCACACAAAUUCAACAAGUGCAAAAUCAAAUCCAGAAUCAUGGCCAAAUACAAUCACAAAGACAAAUUUCUCAACAAAUUAAUCAGUCAGCUCAUAUUUCUCAUCCACAAAAUCAAACACAAGUUGGUCAACAACAGCAGCAGCAACAAAAUCAAUCACAAAUAACACAACAAAUUCAACAGUUACAAAGACAGCAAAGGGAAUUUGAAAAACAACAUAGACAACUUCAACAAAUUGAAAAACAGGUGCAAAUUACUUCUCAGCAAGAAUUUCCUAUUAAGCAGGAACCUCAAGCACAAGUAGUACAUCAAAAUAAUAACAUCAUUUUAAAAGCAGAACCUGAAUCUAAACAAAAUCAACAGAUUAUUCAAAAGGUACAAUCUGAAACUCAGAAAGAUGAAAGUGCAACACAAAAUGUACAAAGUUAUACAACUGUACAGGCUACACCAGAAGUAUUUUUAAAUUUAGGAUUCAAAGAAACUCCUUUGGUCACACAAACUGUUCGAGAUGAAGGAAAAGAGUUCAAAGAUUUUGCAAAAUCAGAAGAUUCCAUAUCUCGUAACUCAAUUGGACAAAUUUCAGAAUUUUUAAGAAUAAAAUCAGGGCCUGAACCAACAUCUCUAAUUACUGUGAAUCCUCAAGUUAUUUCACAAACUCAUAGGAAUGCCACAUGCAAAGAUUGUGGCAAAAUGUUUUCCUCCAUAAAUCAAUUAAAUGGUCAUAGUUGUUCUGUUCAAAGUCUUUUAAGUGAAACCUCUGAGAAUAGUGGUAACAAAGAAGAUCCUUUACAAACUAAUAGCAAUUCUUUUAGUUGUGAUGUUUGUGGUAAACCAUUCAAACGAAGAGAACAUCUUUAUCAGCAUAGGAAAUUACAUACUGGUGAACGUCCAUAUGUGUGUACUACAUGUUCAAAAGCAUUUAGUCGCAAAGAACAUUUAGUUAGGCAUUCUGUAUCUCAUACAGGUGAAAAGAUGCAUGAGUGUGAAAUGUGUGGUAAAAGCUUUUCUCGAAAAGACAAUCUUCACAAACAUCGUAAAACACAUGGUGUAUCAGGUCCAUAUAUUUGUGAAACUUGUGGGAAAUCAUUUGUGGUAAAGCAUUAUUAUUUAAUGCAUUUAACAACUCAUGCUUCAACUAUUGGGGAUGGUGUAAAUUGUCAGGAUCCCUUACCAUACAAGUGUGAUAUUUGUCACAAGGCAUUCUCUGUAAAACAAUACCUUACAACUCACAAACUUAGGCAUAGAUCGAAAAAUAAUAAUAAUUCUGCUCAGAAUGCUGUAAAUGGUCAGCAGCAGCAGCAGCAGCAGCAGCAACAGCAACAACAACAACAAACACAACAAUCUAAUACUACAAAUAAUGUAAACAUAGUUACAAAUAAUGUUGCUAAUUCUGGAAACCUAAAUAAUAGCAAUGGACAGUCUAAUAAUGGAUCAACAGUUGAAAUGCAAAGUGUUAUUGAAAGAAAUGAACAACCAAAUGGUUCAUUUAAUAAUCAGUAUCAUAAUAAUAUACAGGAGUUUCAAUGAGA
Habropoda laboriosa is the source of this 2336-nucleotide messenger RNA. RefSeq names its product zinc finger protein 184-like. Gene Ontology annotation, cellular component: nucleus. The transcript has 3 exons. The coding region runs from base 142 to 2334 and encodes 730 amino acids. Gene Ontology annotation, biological process: regulation of transcription by RNA polymerase II. The record is from RefSeq and is a predicted model, not a curated record. NCBI's taxonomy places the organism in Eukaryota, Metazoa, Arthropoda, Insecta, Hymenoptera, Apidae. Gene Ontology annotation, molecular function: RNA polymerase II cis-regulatory region sequence-specific DNA binding; DNA-binding transcription factor activity; zinc ion binding.